AUGAUGGAUCAUCGACUUGACGAAGAAGCGGAUGCUGUUAGAGAAUCGACUCAAUUUGCACCGACACAGCAUAACAUAUCGGUUUCACCCGACACGACAGCGACCUAUAUGCGCCACGUCGCCGCACAACAAGACCAGAUGCCAGAACCUCAAGCCAAGGUCAGGGACAACUGGGGCGAGCUGUUUACUCUCGCGGAGAAGGAUGAUAUCGCCCAAUGCGACGUAUGGCGGGACGAAGUCAACAACAUUCUGAUCUUCGCGGCCUUGUUCUCUGGCGUCGUUACGUCAUUCCUGCUCGAAGCCUACCGGAGGUUGGAACCUGACCAGAACCAGAUCGUGGUCGCCCUCCUUACUAGGCUUGUUCUACAAUCCGGAAGUCCGCCGGACGUAACCCUCCCAUCUCCCAUCCAAUCGAGCCCUUUCAAACCAACUUCUCCUUCUGUUCGUGUUAGUAUUUUCUGGACGAUCAGCGUUGUCCUCGCUCUAGGUGCAUCUCUCAUCGGCAUCGUCUCCCUCCAAUGGCUCCGAGAACAUCGCGCGUAUCCGGAAGAGUGGUCGAUGGAGGAGAAAUUCACAGCCUUACAGAUGAGGACCCGAAUGCUGAAGGAGUGGCGCAUCUCGGCCGUCUUCGUCUCCCUUCCCUUCAUCAUCAUGCUCGCCCUCAUGCUCUUCUUCUUGGGGCUCGUCGACUUCUUGAUCUCUCUGGAGAUCGCCAGCGUCACCAUCUCAACCAUCGUUUUCAUCGCGCCAUUCAUCCUCUUUCUCAUCUUUACCACCAUCGUACCGACUUUCCCGACGCUCACAUACGGAUCGCAAACGGAUCCGUCAAGAACGAAAGUUCCCGUUCCGAGUCCGUUCAAGUCACCUCAAGCCAAAAUAUUCCGCUUAGCGUUCCACUUCAUCGUCGGUCUUUACGCUUCUCCCAUCGCGAUCGCUUCGAGGAUCCAAUCCGCGUUUGUUAUGAUCGUAAACUCUCAGCCUAUGGCCCUCCCUGACUUGUUGAAGCACCUUCGGGCAGCGUCGGAAUGGCCACAUGUGGACAGCAAGUGGCUUCAAAUCCGCCGAAUCUGUUCAUUUUACAAUAUUGUCAAAGACGGUGCCAAACCUAAUGCCUUUCGGUCGCUACCCGAAAGGUUCCCCGGUGAUUAUCACUUUGGACCGAUUCAAGAUCAGCUCGAUGGUCUUAUGGACAUUUCCGACCGUGAGUCAUCUCAGGAAGAGACGCAUGAAUUGGUCUUUCAAUGCUUCCAACGAUCGAUCCCCUUGAAGGACCCAUACUCAAACGACCCCGAAUUCAAGCAGUAUUUGGAAGGUGUUCUUGGGAUACUGGAAACUCGAAAGCGCUCGUAUCCUCCGUUCCGCGCGCUUGUUUCAUCACACCGCCCUGAAAGUGGUGCUUUGUAUGACAUGAUUCUCCUUCAAUUCGCAAAUCAUAUCCAACUUCCUUUCAAGACUUCUGCCAGCAGAGAGCCAUUGACACAGUGGUUUCUGCGGCUUUGUGACCCCACGAACUACGGGCUUUUUGAACAGCGAACUACGGCGAGCAUAGUUGUAGGUGCCGGAAUAAGGUUUACACACGACGAAUACCCAAUACAACCAUCAGACGCUGUGCCAGAGGCUCAACCAUUAGUGCCAUUGGACUUCAAAUUGCCAGGCCAGUUUCCGUCACCACCACCGCCACCUCCGCCACAGUCCGACGAGUGUUUCCGACAUUUCGUGUCAACGAUGAGGAUGGGCCUGACUCUCAGCUCGUCCCUGCAAGUCCUACUUCAGGAGGAGGAAUCUCUGACGACCCUCGUAAAGAAUUUCAUCAGGGAAGAGAAAAUGUUCGACCAGGCUGUUCAGCUCAUAAUCCUCCUACGCAUGGUGUUGAAAGCGUUCGUCGAUAGCGAGCGAUACAAUUUGCUGCCUCUUGGUGCGGUCUUGCGGUGGUCUGUGUUUGCUUCUUCUCUCUGUCGAGGGAUGCUCGUCUUGCCCAGCGAGGGAGAAGAAAAGGCAAAGUUCCUCGAGGACGUUAUUCAAGAUCGCCGCUGGAGCAUCGCUCGCCUGCAGGACUGGUAUCAAACCGCUGAUUUGGUCAAGUCAGUGUACAGAGAUAUAAUUUCCCCUGAGCCACCUGGUUCCUGGAAGUUUGAACUGAAAGAAAUUGUCGCAAUCUGUGACACAACGGAGGGAGAGUUCAAAAAGAGACUUGAAAAGACUAGGGAAUACCUUGUUGAGGGGCAGAAGAUCGUGCAACAAAAACUAGUCCGUCUGAAUCUGAUGAACGAGAAGAGAAGAUUGCAGAACGAGGCAUAUGGGAACGAAUGCGAGUUUCUCUCCCAUCCCUCCGGUUGA
This is a messenger RNA of Cyclocybe aegerita, 2337 nucleotides long. The record is from the annotation of a GenBank genome assembly. Lineage: Eukaryota; Fungi; Basidiomycota; Agaricomycetes; Agaricales; Hemipholiotaceae.